Messenger RNA from Hemicordylus capensis (graceful crag lizard), 5651 nucleotides. It is a transcript of the gene PROM1, whose product is annotated as prominin 1. Gene Ontology annotation, cellular component: microvillus; cilium; prominosome. Gene Ontology annotation, molecular function: cholesterol binding. The record is from RefSeq and is a predicted model, not a curated record. NCBI's taxonomy places the organism in Eukaryota, Metazoa, Chordata, Lepidosauria, Squamata, Cordylidae. The transcript has 30 exons. Bases 600 to 3236 code for a protein of 878 amino acids.
GUUCUGUUUGGUUAAAGGAAUCGGGACUUUGCCGGAGGAGGGUUCGCUCUUAAGACUGAACGUAGGAGCAAGUCCCAUAGAACAACUCGGCGGGAUUUGCUCCAGAGUAAACUGGAUCGGACUGACAUCGUGUGCACGCUUUCUGGGGAAGACACCCCCGUUGAGCACACUGGUGCGACUUACACCUGAGGAAGGGUCAGGCUGCCUGUGGUCGUGAAGCCUUCGCUCGCUUCUCUCGUCCACACAACCCGCUCUUGUGCGCCUUUUGCUUGGGAGGAAGAAGUCCUAGUAUAGGCGCCAAUUCCCAAAUUGAUCUUGAGACUUGAUAACAGAAUACACUCUUUUCAUGCCUCGAAAACCUUGUUAUCCAAGUAGUUGGAGUGGCUGAAGAUGGAGCACUAACUGCAUUCUGUGAAGACCUGCCAAAAAAGCUUUCAGAAGUGAGCGCACGGUCUGGAGUAAGCAAAGCAUUGAGGAGACGGUCUUGUUCCACUUGACAGAUCUCAUUGCUGCAAAAUACACACACAUAUUUUUUUAAUGUGCUGAAGUCUUUAUUCCCCUCUCGCCCUUCUACCUCAUCUUAUGAAUUUUGGGCAGCCAUGGCUGGGGAACUGUGUUUACUGUUCCUGUUGUUGCUCUGUGGGAGUACUGUGUCCGAAGUGCAGCCUUUAUACCAGCCGCCUUCUGAAGCUCUGGAUUUUGGGUUUGUCCCUGCAAAGACGUACGAUACCAACGCAUACUAUGAACCUGGAGCAAUAGGAAUUUUGUUCCGAAUAGUCCAUGCUUUCCUCUAUUUAGUGCAACCGAACUAUUUUCCUCAAGAUCUUAUUAAAAAGCUAGCACAGCAAAAGUUUGGAAGUGUGCCGGGUGAUUAUCAAAAGCCAGAAAAUGUUGUCCUGACUCUUCAGGGAAUUUACUAUGAAAUCGGUUUUCUCAUCUGCGCUGCUUUGGGCAUACUGUUUGUUCUGUUGUUGCCGCUGGUGGGGCUUUGCUUCUGCAUGUGUCGUUGCUGUGACAACUGCGGUGGGGAGAUGCACCAAAGACAGAAGAAAAACGCCGAGUGUCAGAGGGGCUGUUUUGCUACAACUCUUUUCGUUGCUUCUUUACUAAUCAGUAUUGGGGUACUAUUUGCUUAUGCUGCUAACCAGCAUCUCACAAGUCAAAUCAGAGGAGCAAGGAAACUGAUGAGUAGUAAUUUCAAAGACAUGAGGAUUUUCCUGAACGAUACUCCAGGGCAAAUUGACUAUUUGGUGAGCCAAUAUAAUACUACCAAGAAGAAAGCACUUUACGACCUUAAUAAUGUCGGGCUAUUGCUUGGCAGCCGAGUUCAGGAGCAACUGGGAAAGGAGGUGCGCCCUGCCCUUGAUUCAGCUCUAACCAUGGCCGGAGCUAUUAGGGAAACAAAGGAGGCACUGGAGAAUGUGAGUGUAUCUGUGGAAGUCUUGCAAGAGGGCACCGACAAGCUACAUGCCAACCUGACAGAAGUCAAAGGACACUUGAUGAACACACUCAACGAUUCUGCAUGCACAGCUGCCCAAGCUACUUCAAUUUGCAAUGUUAUCAGGAAUUCCUUUAAUCAACUGAAUAUUAAUGCCAACUUCAGCAGGUUACCAGGAGUAAGUGUUCAACUAGUCAAAGUCAAAGAAGUCCUUAAAAUAGAUCUCUCCAGUCUGGUUCAAAAGGGUUAUGCAGCAUUUAACGAUACUCCUGAUUUGGUGCUCAAUCAGACGAGGAACAUUUUAUCAGAUAUCAAGAAUGUCCUGGAAGCCAUUGGUUCAAAUAUCACAACCUUUACUAAAAUGCUUCCUGUCCAUAAGGUACUAGCAGACUUCACAAUAUAUCUUACUCAGGGUGAGGCAUACGUUCAAGAUUAUUUUCCAUUGGUGGAACAGUAUGACUUCUACAGGUGGCUGGGUUGCUUAAUUCUCUGCUGCAUGGUGAUACUGAUCCUCUUAUUUUACUAUCUCGGAUUGUUAUGUGGUACCUGUGGUUAUGACAAAAAUGCCACUCCAACAACCAGAGGCUGCGUUUCGAACACUGGAGGAAAUUUCCUGAUGGCUGGAGUUGGAUUCAGUUUCCUCUUCGCCUGGGCUCUGAUGCUAAUAGUAGUGGUUACUUUCAUUACUGGUGGAAAUAUGGAGAAGCUUGUCUGUGAGCCAUUUGAAGACAAGACUUUAUUCAAACUUUUGGACACUCCCUACUUGCUGAAUCGACACUGGAAAUACUACCUUUCUGGCAUCAUUUUAAGAAAUCCAGAGAUUGACUUGACCUUUGAAAAGGUUUACAGUGACUGCAAGGAAAAUAAAGGCAUUUACACCUCACUCAACUUAGAAAACCUCUUCAAUAUCCAUGAAUUUCUGAAUGUUAGCAUGUAUGCAGAAGAUGUGACACACAAAAUCAAGCACAUUAGCGUAAAUCUAAGCAGUAUAGUUUUGCUGGAUGAAAUUGGAAAGGAGAAUCUGUUGGAUUUCAGUUCUUCAGGAAUAAGUGAGAUAAACUUUGCAGCAUAUUUGUCCGAGAUCAAUAAGAGUGUUACCAAGGUGGAUCUCUUGUCCUUUGCUAAUGAUCUGGAAGCAAGAGCAGACCAACUGCCCAAAGGAGCAUUGGAGAAUGCCUUAAAAGGACAUGCAAAUAAUAUUCGGAUGAUACAUAACCAACAAGUUGUUCCAUUGGAGCAAGCAAUGACUGUCAAGAAAUAUGUUAGAGCUAGGAGCACUCUAAACCAGAGCAUAAGGCUACUGCAAAAGACAUCAUCAGAACUUACAGGAAAAGUGAAAAAUGUGAUAAGUGCUGUCGAUGCUGCUCAACUUCUUAUAAACAAUAAUGCAUCAUUGGUUAUUGUCCAGGAAACAAAAAAGUACAUGGAUACAAUAAUUGGUUACUUUGAGCAGUAUGCUGAAUGGGUCAAGGAAUCGAUUACCAUGGAAGUGGCAACAUGUAAGCCUAUUGCCAAUGUGGUAGAUACAGCUGUAGAUAUAUUUUUAUGCAGCUAUGUGACAGAUUCUUUGAAUGCCUUCUGGUUUGGUUUGGGAGGCUGUUCGGUCUUUCUAAUCCCUGCUAUCAUUUGUGCAGUAAAACUAGCCAAAUUCUACCGUAGGAUGGAUACUGAAGAUGUGUAUGAUGAUGUUGAAACUAUGCCCAUGAAAAAUUUGGAAAAUGGUAAUAAUGGUUAUCAUAAAGAGCAUUUAUAUGGUAUACACAAUCCAAUUAUGACAAGCUCUGCAGAACAGUGGUAGUACAUACUGGAGAUAUUAAAGCCUCUGGAAAGAAUGCUUCAGAUUAUGCUCUGGGAAAACAUUUCCAAUCCAUGGCAAGUUAUGUAUUUACAUGAUGAAUCCUGACCCCUCUUGUUUGGGGUCUGUAUAGUAAAUCAAUUUUGAAUGAAUAAAAAAACGACUGAACCUCAUGCCAGUAAAUGCCAGGCAGGCUCAUGGUGACUAGACCACCUGAUAUCAGUUAUUUACUGUCCAGUACCAUUAAACAUUUGAAUUAGUGGUUCGCAUUCUUGUUUUCAGUCUGGAGUGUCAUGAUAUUAAUUUAGCUUUCACUGGGUUCUUCGGGUUUUGUUUUUCUGUUUCAGAUUAUGUUGAUCAGUCAGAAUUACUCAAUUUUUGUUAAAAUGUUCAGAGAUGUUAAUACUGUGUAUAUAUAAAUCUGUGUUUACAUGAAGAAUACAUUUUGUGUACAGACCCACUUUUGUAUCUGUGUUUUUUACAGCUGUCUUGCAGCAGAUUUUUUAAUACUGUUUGUUAUACUUCACAAGCGACCUGUUCAGCAUGAUCAGUGUGUUUUUGGUGCUGUCAGAUGGCCCCGUUUGACUGUAAAAAGUAUGGAAACCUGCAGUAACUUGUGUUGUCUUCAGAAAAGUUAAUGUAAUUGAAAAGUUAUUCUGCCCUCUUUCUGAAUUAUUAUUUAAUGUACUGCAUCAUUAAAACCAAAAUACAUAUUUUUCUGAAAGCAAUUAGCUUUAUAAGUUGUAGACAAAUGUGCAAAGGGAAGGGAAUAGCAAACGUUCCUCCUUGGAACUUGCAGAAAUAUAGCCGGGUAGGAGAUGUUGAAAGACCUAUUCACGUCGUCACAGAUCGCUUACUCUGAAUGUGUGGUGUCUUAUGUACCAGCCUGCUUUGGUUUUGCAACCCCAUAUUUGAUAUAACGCCUAAAUGUAUUAAACGUCCAUACAUAUUUACAUGCAUGCCUAGCAUACAGGCAUAAUUCCUAAUUCACACACCAUUUUGAAGAGAGAGCAAUGACUCUCAUGUCCUGCUGCAUAUCAUGGGUGUUGCUGUGCCACUGCAGGGUUCUACCAUGCGUGGUGGUGGUGCAGUGCAAUGGAGUGUGCUGUCACUACUGAUCACAUGUCGUGUGCUUCUUCCAUGGGGGGAAUUAAAGUAGCACACAAGAUGCAAUCAUACACCACAUAUAUGUGGUAGUGUGCAGGGUAGGUGAGCCAAGGCAUUGGAUGUACAUUCAUAGGGAUGGAAACCCAUUACCCCCAAUUCGAUGUUACAGCAAAGUGAGGCGAUAAGAUGGAGGCAUUACACAAUCCCACCCCAUUUCAUGGUUGGUUUACUCAACUUGACAACAGUGUGAUGUAGGCCUCAAGUUAUCACACUCUGCCAAGUUCUUGAUAGACUUUAAUUUAAGUGCGUUUUGGGGGGAAAGGGAAUAGGUGGUAUUUUGCUAACUAAAUGCAAGGUGUUAAGAUUUCAGAAGUAUGUGAAAGCCGUUCUUGAAUUUGAGUGUGAAAGUUUCUAGUAUUACUGACCUGUAAUUUCAGAGGGGCUAUACAUAACUACAUGAAUGUGAAGAAAUACGGGCAUCUUGCACUAAUAGGUGGCACUGUUUUGAUGCCAAUCUUGUAGGAGUGCUUUCUGAUCUUUCGGCAACAGUCAGCACUGGGGAAUUAGUCCUUGCAAUGUGUUUACGAUCACUGGUUGAUGACAUAACUAACAUAGCAUGCAUGUUAGGAGUCUCUGCAGGGAUGUGACAGGGGCCUGCACACAAUUCUCCCAGUCUGCCACAUGCUGUGUUGCGCCAGUGGGUGAAAUUUCCCAGCUCUGGCUGCAAAAUGCGACACUGACCCUCUCUUGCAGAACACUUCUAGAGUAUGGGCAGAGCUGGGAUGCUUUGCCCACUUGUGCAGUAGCACAUGCCAAGUCGGACUGGGAGAGUUGUGUCGGGCCCCUCUUGCCUCCCCAGAGAGCUUCCUAAUGCACACACUGUUAGGAUAUCAGCCACGGAAGUUGUUAAUAGGUUUCAUUCACAUGGGACUCCUUUACUGGAGUUUCUAGCAAGAAUUAUUUGAGAUAAUCUUAGGGUUGCUUAAUUCUAUGAGGUUUACGCAUCAGUUGCCCAGUCUGUGCACUUCGGCUGAAUUGAGCUUGUGUGUCAUGCUUCAUCCAGUGAAAGUGUAUUUAGCAUACCUGUUGAGAAAAUGCCACACCUGAAGCAUCUCUGACUGAACGGAAAUUGGUAUAGCAUGUUUCACUGACAGGGCAAAUGAAUUAUUGCUACUAGAAAAUGUGUAGAAUACUUCAAUUUGUGUAUGUAUAUAUUAUAUAUAAUGUUCAAAAUUGUAGGAUUUUAAUAAGUUCUUAUUUUUAAUUUGAUAAUGUCCUCAAAUCAUUUAAAUAAAGUGAAAACUUGAUUAA